UAUCACUUUGGACUUUCAUGGUUUUCUGUUUCAUGGUGGAGAUCUUUUCCGAGCUCUUGAGAAUGGCGUGAUCAGUCUGAAAGUUUCAGCUUUCUAGAAGGUACUUUUUAACCACAAUUUCUCUACAUUUCUUCACUUCAAAUUUUCAUCACCAUGAACAACCUCAAGCUUGGAGUGGAAGUUAUCAGUGCACACAAUCUCUUGCCCAAAGACGGCCAAGGCUCUUCCAGCGCCUUCGUCGAGCUCUUCUUCGACGGCCAACGAUACCGAACGACGAUCAAAGAAAAAGAUCUGAAUCCGGUUUGGAAUGAGAGCUUCUACUUCAACAUCUCCGACCCUUCAAACCUCCAUUACCUCCCUCUUGAUGUCUGCGUUCACAACAACGUUAGAGCCACAAACACAAGGUCGUUUCUUGGAAAAAUCUCCCUCACCGGAACCUCCUUUGUCCCUUAUUCGGACGCUGUCGUUUUGCACUAUCCCUUGGAGAAACGUGGCAUCUUCUCUCGCGUGAGAGGAGAGCUUGGCCUCAAAGUUUACAUCACAAAUGAUGCUUCAAUAAAGUCGUCAAUCCCAGUCCAUGAGCCACACAAGGAUAUUACUAAUGUUUCUCAUGAGGAAAGACUAAUCAAAGAGCGGGUUGGUGAUAUGAAUUUCAAAGAAUGA
Messenger RNA from Morus notabilis, 663 nucleotides. RefSeq names its product protein QUIRKY-like. Bases 154 to 663 code for a protein of 169 amino acids. The record is from RefSeq and is a predicted model, not a curated record. Lineage: Eukaryota; Viridiplantae; Streptophyta; Magnoliopsida; Rosales; Moraceae. The transcript has 3 exons.